AUGGCUUCCCUCGCCCGCAUCACUGUCCUGCGCACCUCACGCACAUUUGCUCCCCGUGCAUUCUCUACUUCUAUCACAGCACGGAAGUCAGCCACAGAGGCGGUGAAGAAUGUUGCCAAGGCGGUUGACAGAAAGGUCUCCAAUAAGCUUGUUGAUGGUAUCGAGAUUGGCGAAACCGCAACCCACAAAGUAAAAGAGGUCGCAGGUGUGACCUCUAGCGAAGUUAAGGGGAAGGCGUCCGAAGUGGCUGGCAAGGCAUCCAAGGUUUCAGGAGAGGCCAAGGGAAAGGCCAGUGAGAUUGCUGGUGAGGCUAAGGGAAAGGCAAACGAGGUGGCGGGUGAUGUUAAGGGGAAGUUGUGA
Venustampulla echinocandica is the source of this 360-nucleotide messenger RNA. RefSeq lists its product as uncharacterized. The coding region runs from base 1 to 360 and encodes 119 amino acids. NCBI's taxonomy places the organism in Eukaryota, Fungi, Ascomycota, Leotiomycetes, Helotiales, Pleuroascaceae. The record is from RefSeq and is a predicted model, not a curated record. The transcript is spliced from 2 exons.